UGGGCAAGGGAUGUGAACUCCCGGGAAGGAUGACGAGGAUUGCUACCGUUGCUCUUCUUCUGCAGCUGUUGCAAAAAGCCCAGGGCCAGGUCUUCGCAGGCAGUUGUUCGUUUGAUGAACACUACAGCAAUUGUGGUUAUAGCGUGGCACUGGGGACCAAUGGAUUUACUUGGGAGCAGAUUAACACUUGGGAGAAACCAACGAUGGAUCCGGCUGUCCCUACUGGCUCCUUCAUGAUGGUAAACAGCUCUGGGAGGGCAUCUGGGCAAAAAGCUCACUUGCUGUUACCGACCCUGAAGGAAAACGAUACCCACUGCAUAGACUUCCAUUACUAUCUCUCCAGCCGAGACCGCUCCAGCCCUGGGUCGUUGAAUGUUUACGUGAAGGUGAAUGGUGGACCUCAAGGCAACCCCAUAUGGAAUGUCUCUGGGAUUGUUACAGAAGGUUGGGUGAAGGCAGAACUCGCUAUCAGCACAUUCUGGCCACAUUUUUAUCAGGUGAUAUUUGAAUCAGUUUCAUUGAAGGGUCAUCCUGGAUACAUAGCUGUGGAUGAAGUCAGAGUCCUUGCCCAUCCAUGCAGAAAAGCUCCUCACUUCCUACGGCUUCAAAAUGUGGAGGUUAACGUUGGACAGAAUGCAACAUUCCAGUGUGUUGCAGGAGGAAAGUGGUCUCAGCAUGACAAACUGUGGCUACAGCAGUGGAACGGCAGAGACACAGCCCUAAUGGUCACCAGAGUGGUAAACCACAGGCGUUUUUCUGCUACGGUCAGCGUUGCAGACACCUCGCAGCGCAGCAUUAGUAAAUACCGAUGUGUCAUCCGCUCCGAUGGUGGAUCAGGGGUUUCAAACUAUGCAGAACUAAUAGUAAAAGAACCUCCCACUCCUAUCGCACCACCAGAGCUUCUAGCAGUUGGGGCUACUUAUCUGUGGAUCAAACCAAAUGCCAACUCUAUCAUUGGAGAUGGUCCAAUAAUUCUGAAAGAAGUGGAAUACCGCACAACCAACGGGAAUUGGGCUGAAACGCAUAUAGUUGAUUCACCGAAUUACAAGUUAUGGCAUCUAGACCCAGAUGUGGAAUAUGAGAUCAGAGUGCUUCUUACCCGUCCUGGAGAUGGAGGGACAGGACCUCCCGGGCCUCCACUCACAACAAGAACAAAAUGUGCAGAUCCAGUCCAUGGUCCCCAGAACGUGGAGGUCGUUGACAUCCGAUCUCGCCAGCUUACUUUGCAGUGGGAGCCCUUUGGUUACGCCGUGACUCGCUGCCACAGCUAUAACCUGACAGUCUAUUACCAGUAUGUGUUCAACCAGCAGAAGUAUGAGGCGGAGGAACUUAUUCAGACAUCCUCCCACUACACUCUGCGAGGACUUCGGCCCUUCAUGACCAUCCGACUGAAGCUGGCUCUUUCAAACCCAGAGGGCAAGAUGGAGAGUGAGGAGCUAGUGGUGCAAACUGAGGAAGAUGUUCCUGGAUCUGUUCCCCUUGAAUCCAUUCAGGGAGGGCCCUUUGAAGAGAAGAUCUAUGUUCAGUGGAAGCCCCCAAACGAGACCAAUGGGAUCAUUACACUCUAUGAGAUUACAUACAAGGCUGUUGGUUCUCUAGAUCCCACUGCUGACCUGUCCAACCAAAGGGGAAAGGUCUUCAAACUAAGAAAUGAAACUCACCACCUCUUCGUAGGAUUAUACCCAGGGACCACGUACUCAUUCACCAUCAAAGCCAGCACGGUCAAGGGUUUUGGACCUCCCAUCACCACACGGAUUGCAACUAAAAUUUCAGCACCAUCGAUGCCAGAAUAUGAUACCGACUCUCCUCUGAAUGAAACGGAGACGACAAUCACGGUCAUGCUGAAGCCAGCACAGUCUCGUGGAGCACCUGUCAGUGUUUAUCAGCUAGUGGUGAAAGAAGAGAGGCCACAGAAGUCACGAAGGGCUGCAGACAUCAUUGAGUGCUUCUCUGUUCCAGUGAGCUUCAAAAAUGCAUCAACCCUUGACUCCCCCCAUUACUUUGCAGCUGAGUUGAAGCCAGUCAACUUGCCUGUCACCCAGCCCUUCACAGUGGGAGACAACAAAACCUACAAUGGUUAUUGGAAUGCUCCACUUUCACCGUUGAAAAGUUACAGCAUUUACUUUCAGGCUCUCAGUAAAGCCAAUGGGGAGACCAAAAUCAACUGUGUCCGACUGGCAACAAAAGCAGUAAUAAGUAGGCAACAGGUGACCACCCGAAACCCGCCCAGCCUCAUGAGCACAGGAGCUUCGACGCAGAAUUCCAAUGCCGUGGAACCAGAAAAGCAGGUUGACAACACUGUGAAAAUGGCAGGAGUUAUUGCUGGCCUCCUUAUGUUUGUAAUUAUUCUCUUGGGAGCAAUGCUUACCAUCAAGAGGAGAAGAAAUGCAUAUUCCUACUCCUAUUACUUGAAACUAGCCAAGAAGCAAAAGGAGACUCAGAGCAGCAGUCAGAGAGAAAUGGGCCCUGUUGCCACUUCAGACAAGACCGCUACAAAGCUCAGUGCUGCUCAUAAUGACGAAGCUUUUUCUUCGAGCUGCCAAGAUGUUAAUGGAUUCAACAGUAGCCAUGGGGAGAUGACUCAGCCGACACUGACAAUCCAGACCCAUCCCUAUCGAAGCUGCGACCCCGUAGAAAUGUCCUACCCCAGGGGACAGUUCCAGCCAGCAAUCCGAGUGGCCGACUUGUUGCAACACAUCACUCAGAUGAAACGGGGACAGGGAUAUGGCUUUAAAGAGGAGUAUGAGGCUCUACCCGAGGGGCAGACAGCAUCUUGGGAUACAGCCAAAGAAGAUGAAAAUCGCAAUAAGAACAGAUAUGGCAACAUCAUCUCCUAUGAUCACUCCAGGGUCAGGCUGCAACUGCUGGAUGGAGACCCCCACUCAGACUACAUAAAUGCCAACUAUAUAGAUGGAUAUCAUCGUCCUCACCAUUACAUUGCAACUCAAGGACCGAUGCAAGAGACAGUGAAGGAUUUUUGGAGGAUGAUCUGGCAGGAGAAUUCUGCAAGUGUUGUCAUGGUUACCAACCUGGUGGAAGUUGGCAGGGUCAAAUGUGUUAGAUACUGGCCAGAUGAUACAGAGGUCUAUGGAGACAUUAAAGUCACCUUAAUUGAGACAGAACCAUUGGCAGAGUAUGUCAUUCGCACUUUUACAGUCCAAAAGAAAGGCUACCAUGAGAUCCGAGAGAUUCGGCAGUUCCACUUCACCAGCUGGCCAGACCAUGGGGUUCCUUGUUAUGCCACAGGCCUCUUGGGCUUUGUUCGACAAGUGAAGUUCCUCAAUCCACCAGAGGCAGGGCCUAUUGUUGUGCACUGCAGUGCUGGUGCUGGGAGGACAGGGUGCUUUAUUGCCAUUGACAUCAUGCUUGACAUGGCGGAAAAUGAAGGUGUGGUGGACAUUUUUAACUGCGUCCGGGAGCUGCGAUCCCAGAGGGUCAAUUUGGUGCAGACGGAGGAACAAUAUGUCUUCGUUCAUGAUGCCAUUCUGGAAGCAUGCCUAUGUGGCAACACAGCCAUCCCAGUUUGUGAAUUCAGAUCCAUAUACUACAACAUCAGCAGACUGGACCCACAGACAAAUUCCAGCCAGAUAAAAGAUGAAUUCCAGACCCUUAACAUAGUAACGCCUCGGGUCCGGCCAGAAGAUUGCAGUAUUGGACUCUUACCCAGGAAUCAUGACAAGAACCGCUGCAUGGAUGUCCUCCCGCUGGAUCGGUGCCUCCCCUUCCUCAUCUCUGUUGAUGGGGAAUCAAGCAACUACAUUAACGCUGCACUCAUGGAUAGCCACAAGCAACCUGCUGCCUUUAUAGUUACCCAGCAUCCUUUACCCAACACUGUACCCGAUUUCUGGAGGCUGGUGUUUGAUUACAACUGUUCCUCCAUUGUGAUGCUGAAUGAAAUGGAUGCUGCACAACUCUGUAUGCAGUACUGGCCAGAGAAGACAUCCUGUUGUUAUGGGCCAAUCCAAGUGGAGUUCGUUUCUGCUGACAUAGAUGAAGAUAUCAUCAAUAGGAUAUUCCGGAUUUGCAACAUGGCAAGGCCCCAAGAUGGGUACCGUAUUGUUCAGCAUUUGCAGUACAUUGGCUGGCCAGCAUAUAGAGACAUACCUCCUUCCAAACGCUCUCUAUUGAAGGUUGUCAGGCGACUAGAGAAAUGGCAGGAGCAGUAUGAUGGGCGAGAUGGCCGAACCGUAGUCCAUUGCUUGAAUGGUGGUGGCCGCAGCGGCACCUUCUGUGCCAUAUGCAGUGUGUGUGAAAUGAUCCAGCAGCAAAACAUCAUCGAUGUGUUCCACAUAGUGAAAACCUUACGGAACAACAAGUCCAACAUGGUGGAGACACUGGAACAGUAUAAAUUUGUAUAUGAGGUUGCACUGGAAUACUUGAGUUCAUUUUAGCUCGUGAGGGCUGGGAGCGUACCAGAUUCCAAAAGCCUUGAUGUUUGAAGGAUGCCGGUUCCCCACUCAUUUAAAAGGAAUAAUGAGGUGAAGAGAGUAAAGCUCUUCACCUUUGAGUGAGAGACUGGGUCAGUUUUCAGUGCAGCUGGAAGGAGGAGAGAUCUGCUGCCAUCUGCUUUCUACAGGAGCCUCUCUUCCCUUUUUAAACAGCCCAUGAUACAAACUGGCAAAGCAGGAGGCAGGCUGGAAGACUCUGCUUUCUAAUCCCUUCUGACCGCUUCUCUCUGCCAUUUUGGAUGUGCAUUUUUGUUUCUCCUUGAGUACAGAAGAAAAAAAAAUACUGGGAUA
Molecule: messenger RNA, 4739 nt
Organism: Euleptes europaea (tarantolino)
Lineage: Eukaryota; Metazoa; Chordata; Lepidosauria; Squamata; Sphaerodactylidae
Gene: PTPRT
Product: protein tyrosine phosphatase receptor type T
Exons: 32
Coding region: 30-4391 (1453 amino acids)
Biological process (GO): protein dephosphorylation
Cellular component (GO): membrane
Molecular function (GO): protein tyrosine phosphatase activity; protein binding
Source: RefSeq, a predicted model, not a curated record